Messenger RNA from Mus caroli (Ryukyu mouse), 3416 nucleotides. RefSeq names its product acylcarnitine hydrolase. Lineage: Eukaryota; Metazoa; Chordata; Mammalia; Rodentia; Muridae. The record is from RefSeq and is a predicted model, not a curated record.
GGGCAAGGCAUGCAGUGAAUCCCAUAGCAGCACAGACACGGGCCUGAGAGCUGAUCAUGUCGCUGGUCAUACCUCCUUUUUGGCUGACUGCGGUAGCCUGUGGUCUUCUGUUUCUCCUCCAUGUGCAUGGUGAAGACUCAGCCAGACCCAUCAGGACCACCCAUACAGGACAGGUUCGGGGCAGUCUUGUCCACUUGAAUGACACCAGAGUGGGUGUCCACACGUUCCUGGGAAUUCCCUUUGCCAAGCCACCUCUAGGUCAGCUGAGGUUUGCACCCCCUCAACCUCCUGAACCAUGGAGCGGUGUGAGGAAUGGGACCACCCACCCACCCAAGUGUCUACAGAAUUCUGAAACCGUGAAUGCAGAGAGUCUGGAGAUGAUGAAUCUGAGCAUGCCUCCCAUCCCUAUGUCUGAGGACUGCCUGUAUCUCAACAUCUACACACCAGCCCACGCCCAGGAGGGCUCUAACCUGCCUGUAAUGGUGUGGAUCCAUGGUGGUGCACUGGUUAUGGGCAUGGCUUCCAUGUAUGAUGGGUCCACGCUGGCAGCCACUGAGGAUGUGGUGGUGGUCAAUAUCCAGUACCGCCUGGGUAUCCUGGGCUUCUUCAGCUCUGGAGAUGAGCACGCCAGAGGCAACUGGGGAUUCCUGGACCAAGUGGCUGCUCUAGGCUGGGUCCAGCAGAACAUCGCCUACUUUGGAGGCAACCCUGACCAGGUCACAAUUUUUGGCGAGUCAGCAGGUGGCACAAGUGUGUCUUCACUUGUGGUAUCCCCUAUGUCCCAAGGACUUUUCCAUGGUGCCAUCAUGCAGAGUGGGGUGGCCCUGCUGCCUGGCCUUAUCUCCAACACCUCUGAGGUGGUCUACACAACAGUGGCCACCUUAUCUAGUUGUGAGGCCAUAGACUCAGAGACCCUGGUGCGCUGUCUGAGAAGCAAGAGUGAAGAGGAGAUUCUGGCUAUUAACGAGGUCUUCAAGAUGAUCCCUGCCAUGGUAGAUGGGGAGUUCCUACCCAAUCACCCCCAAGAAUUGUUGACUUCUGUGGAUUUUCACCCCGUCCCCAGCAUCAUUGGUAUCAACAGUGAUGAAUAUGAUUGGCUUCUCCCCUUGGAAAUAACCACAGAGACCCUGCAGUCUGUUCUGAAGAAUACAGCAGCACAGAUGAUGCUGCCUCCUGAGUGUAGUGACCUGCUAAUGGAAGAGUACAUGGGGGACACUGAGGAUGCCCAGACCCUCCAAGCACAGUUCAGAGAGAUGAUGGGAGACUUCAUGUUCAUUAUCCCUGCACUCCAAGUAGCACAUUUUCAGAGCUCCCAUGCCCCUGUCUACUUUUAUGAGUUCGAUCAUAAGGCCAAGUACCUCAAUGAUGUCAGACCACCCCAUGUGAAAGCUGACCAUGGAGAUGAGGUGCCCUUUGUCUUUGGGAACUCCUUCUGGGGCAUGCAACUUGACCUCACUGUGGAGGAGAAGCUGCUGAGCAGGAGGAUGAUGAAGUACUGGGCCAACUUCGCACGGCAUAGGAACCCCAACAGCUUGGGUCUACCCUACUGGCCUGUUUUUGACCACAGUGAGCAGUAUCUGAAGCUGGACACCCAGCCUGCUGUGGGCCGAGCCCUGAAGGCCAGAAGGCAUCAUUUCUGGACCCAGACUCUUCCCCAGAAGAUCCAGGAGCUAAAGGAGUCUCACCUGACCUGCCCUACAGAAGUUCAGACUCACGCCUGUGUACCAACCAUGAGACUGGAACAAAUUCAUGCUCGGCUAACCACUGCGGCCUGUGGGCUCCUGCUUCUCCUCCGGGUCCAGGGCCAGGACUCAACUAGUCCCAUCAGGACCACACACACAGGCCAGAUACGGGGCAGCCUCAUCCAUAUGAAGGACCUUGAUGUGGGUGUCCACUCUUUCCUGGGAAUCCCCUUUGCUAAGCCUCCUGUAGGACCACUGCGCUUUGCACCCCCUGAGCCACCUGAACCAUGGGGUGGUGUGAGAGAUGGGACAUCACAUCCGGCCAUGUGUCUGCAGGACAUCACUGCAAUGAAUAUGCAGGCUUUUAAGCUGUUGAAGCUGACCUUGCCUCCCUUCCCUAUGUCCGAGGACUGCCUAUACCUUAACAUCUAUGCACCAGAUCAUGCCCAUGAGGGUUCCAACCUGUCUGUGAUGGUGUGGAUCCACGGUGGCUCACUGGUUAUAGGCAUGGCUUCCAUGUAUGAUGGAUCCAUGCUAGCAGCCAUGGAGAAUGUAAUAGUGGUCACUAUCCAGUACCGCCUAGGUGUUCUGGGCUUCUUUAGCACUGGAGAUGAGCACGCCAGAGGUAACUGGGGAUACCUGGACCAAGUGGCCGCCCUACGCUGGGUCCAACAGAACAUCGCCUACUUUGGAGGCAACCCUGACCGGGUCACUAUUUUUGGCACGUCAGCAGGUGGCACAAGUGUCUCUUCACUUGUGGUAUCCCCUGUGUCCCAAGGACUUUUCCACGGUGCCAUCAUGGAGAGUGGGGUGGCCCUGAUAUCAAGCCUCAUCUCACUAUCCUCUGAUGUAGUCUAUCAAACAGUGGCCAACCUCUCUGGAUGUGAACAGGUGGACUCUGAGGCCCUGGUGAACUGUCUGCGAGGCAAAAGCGAGGAAGAUAUUAUGGCUAUUAACAAGGCCUUCAAGAUCAUCCCUGGCACAGUGGAUGGUAUUUUCCUACCCAGACAUCCUCAGGAGCUGAUGGCCUCUGCUGACUUUCACCCUGUCCCCAGCAUUAUCGGUGUCAAUAAUGAUGAGUAUGGCUGGAUCAUCCCCUCAAGCAUGAGCAUGAUUGACUCCAAAAAGGGAAUGGACAGACAGAUGGUGCAAGCUCUCCUGCAGAGAAGGGCAACCCAGAUGAUGUGGCCUCCUGAAGUUAGUGACCUGCUGAUGGAGGAGUACAUGGGGGACAAUGAGGACCCUCAGCUUCUCCAAGUGCAGUUCACGGAGAUGAUGGAAGAUUUCACCUUUGUGAUCCCUGCACUGCAAGUCGCACAGUUUCAACGUUCCCAUGCCCCUGUCUUCUUCUAUGAGUUCCAGCAUCGGCCCAGCUUCUUCAAGGACUCCAAGCCAUCCCAUGUAAAGGCUGACCAUGGUGAUGAAAUUCUCUUUAUCUUCAGAUCAUUUUGGGAAGGCACCCAAGUUGACUUCACUGAGCAGGAGGAACUGCUGAGCAGGAGGAUGAUGAAGUACUGGGCCAACUUUGCACGACAAGGGAACCCCAACAGUGAGGGUCUACCCUACUGGCCCAUGUUUGACCAAGAUGAGCAGUACCUGCAGCUGGACACCCAGCCUACUGUGGGUCGAGCUCUGAAGACCCGAAGGCUGCAGUUCUGGACCAAGACUCUUCCUGAAAAGAUACAGGAACUAAAAGAUAUUGAGGACAGACAUAAAGAGUUGUAACACCCUUGA